AUGAAAUUUCCAUCUGAUGGCGAUAGUAUUUACUCUUCAAGUGCCCAACUGAAGAAAUCUGAGAUUAUUGAUGAAGACCCAGUAUUAAUUAACAGUGGUUCAGGAAGGGAUCUCAGUUUUCGAAGUCUGUCGAAACUCAUAAUCCCACCAUUGGGUUCUUCAGGUUCUAACCAAAUCCCAAAUGACUCAAAAGGAAGAAUCAUCUCUCCCAUGGAUUCAAGAUACAGAUGUUGGGGGACCCUAAUGGUGAUUUUGGUAGCUUACUCAGUAUGGGUUUGCCCUUUUGAAAUUGCAUUUCUUGAUUCGAGUCCAAAGAAAGAGCUAUACAUUGCAGACAUUAUUGUGGACAUGUUCUUUGCAGUUGAUAUUGUCUUGACAUUUUUUGUUGCCUACAUUGAUUCAAGAACUCAACUUCUUGUCCUUGAUUCAAGAAAAAUUGCUACAAGGUACCUCUCAACCUGGUUUCUAAUGGAUGUGGCUUCAACAAUCCCAUUUGAAACAGUAGCUUUCUUGUUUACUGGGAGACAUCAAGCUGGUGUCUCCUACUCAGUUCUAGGAAUGCUCAGAUUUUGGCGUCUUCGCCGCGUCAAGAGCUUCUUUACAAGGAUUGAAAAAGAUAUCAGAUUCAGCUAUUUUUGGGUCAGAUGUGCCAGGCUUUUAUUUGUAACGAUGUUCCUAGCGCAUUGUGCUGGAUGCCUAUACUACUUUUUAGCCGUCAAAUAUCCACACGAAGGAAAGACAUGGAUUGGAUCUGCUAUUCCGAAUUUCAAAGAGACGAGCCUUUGGAUAAGAUAUAUUUCAGCCCUGUAUUGGUCCGUCACUACCAUGACUACAGUUGGAUAUGGUGAUCUACAUGCAGUGAAUACCUUAGAAAUGGUGUUCAUAAUUUUCUACAUGCUUUUCAAUCUUGGCCUAACUGCUUAUAUUAUUGGUAACAUGACAAACUUGGUUGUUGAGGGCACUAGUCGUACAAUGGAAUUCAGAAAUAGCAUUGAAGCUGCAUCGAGUUUUGUGUCCCGUAAUCGGUUGCCUCCUAGGUUGAAAGACCAGAUAUUGGCUUAUAUGUGUCUAAGGUUUAAGGCUGAGAGCUUGAACCAGCAGCAACUCAUUGAACAGCUACCAAAAACACUAUGUAAAAGUAUCCGGCAGCAUUUGUUUCUGCCUACAGUCGAGAACGUUUAUCUCUUUAAGGGUGUCUCUAGGGAAAUUCUAUUGCUCCUGGUUGCAGAUAUGAAAGCUGAAUAUAUCCCUCCAAGAGAGGAUGUUAUAAUGCACAAUGAAGCACCAGAUGAUGUAUACAUAAUUGUAUCCGGUGAAGUUGAAAUGAUCGACUGUGACAAGGACAAAGAAAAAGUCAUUUGGAAAUUCAAAUCAGAGGACAUGUUUGGAGAAGUUGUAGCAUUUUGUUCUAGACCUCAAAUCUAUACAUAUCGUACGAAGACACUUUCACAAUUGCUGAGGCUGAAAACAAGCAAUCUUAUAGAAGCUAUGAAGACCAGACAGGAAGAUAAUGUUACCAUGAUUAAAAAUUUCCUUCAGCAUCACAAAAAGCUGAAAGAUUUAUGCCUAGGGGAUUUAUUUCUUGAAGGCGGGGAAGAAGAUGGUGACCUGAACAUGUCAAUAAACUUGCUCACAGUUGCCAGUACAGGCAAUGCUGCUUUUCUUAAUGAGCUUCUGAAGGCCGGGCUGGAUCCCGAUAUCGGAGACUCUAAAGGAAGAACCCCAUUGCAUAUAGCAGCGUCUAAAGGGCAUGAAGAGUGUGUAGUGGCGCUCCUCAAGCAUGGAUGUAACAUACACUUGAAGGAUAUGAAUGGUAACACGGCGUUAUGGGAAGCCAUUACAAAAAAGCACCAUUCAAUAUUCAUGAUUUUGUAUCACUGGGCUUCCAUUUCUGAUUCCUACAUUGCUGCUGACCUUUUAUGCAUGGCUGCAAGAAGAAACGAUAUGAUAGUGGCAAAAGAACUCCUAAAACACGGAUUACAUGUCGACUCAAAGGAUCGUCAUGGAUUGACUGCUAUCCAAGUUGCGAUUGAGGAAAAUCACAUAGACAUGGUGAGAUUUCUGAUGAUGAACGGGGCUGAGGCCAAUGAUACAGUUAAAAACAAGAUUCCUCCGGUAAAUUUGAGUGACAUACUGCAAAAGCGUGAGGUAGGACACCGUAUAUCAAUUCCUGAUGCACUGGAUGAAGAUGUUCUUAGAAGGCAUGAAAAUGAGAAGGAUCGCAGUGGAGAAAGUUUUCAGAGACAGUGUGUUCCUAGAGUUAGUAUAUAUAAAGGCCACCCCAUGGCACGUAGAGAAUCACAUUGCACCGAGCCAGGGAGGUUGAUUAGGUUGCCAAAUUCCCUCGUAGAGAUCAAGAACAUUGCAGGUAAAAAUUUUGGGUUUGAUGCUACAGACGCAUCGGUGGUUGAUGGAGGAGGAGCAGAAAUUGACUCUAUUGAAGUGAUAAGAGAUAAUGACAAACUGUUUAUAAUUGAAAAUCCAGAUUAUAUUAUGUAA
Fraxinus pennsylvanica is the source of this 2499-nucleotide messenger RNA. The record is from the annotation of a GenBank genome assembly. Lineage: Eukaryota; Viridiplantae; Streptophyta; Magnoliopsida; Lamiales; Oleaceae.